Cylas formicarius (sweet potato weevil) is the source of this 2303-nucleotide messenger RNA. It is a transcript of the gene Cdk4, whose product is annotated as cyclin-dependent kinase 4. Lineage: Eukaryota; Metazoa; Arthropoda; Insecta; Coleoptera; Brentidae. Gene Ontology annotation, molecular function: cyclin binding; cyclin-dependent protein serine/threonine kinase activity; ATP binding. The coding region runs from base 289 to 1224 and encodes 311 amino acids. Gene Ontology annotation, biological process: regulation of gene expression; protein phosphorylation; G1/S transition of mitotic cell cycle. The record is from RefSeq and is a predicted model, not a curated record. Gene Ontology annotation, cellular component: nucleus; cytoplasm; cyclin-dependent protein kinase holoenzyme complex. The transcript has 6 exons.
AUGCAACCAAUUAUACGCUUGCGUAUUUUUCAUCACCUGCGACCAAGCUAAUUUACUUUCCUUGUGAUUCAACAGGUCACUAUUUCAGUUAAUUUUUUAUUAAUUUAGCUAACCAUUUUUGAAGAGUGUGCAUUAAAAGUGAUAUAUUAAUUUACGAUUACCAUUAGUGCUGAGACAGUCCACCUUCCAUCGUCAUAUUCACCUUGACUUUGCGUUCUACAAACACAUGUUAUUUUGUGUAACCGGUAUUGCUCUUUACACCCUUUCUAUACUUUUCUGGAAAUUACAAUGAGUGAAAAUCAAGCCGCAAUAGGUAUAACACCUGAAAGGAACAACACAUACGAAGCUAUAAAUAAAAUUGGACGGGGUGCCUAUGGCACAGUUUAUAAAGCUAGGAACAAACAAACAGGAGAUGAAGUUGCACUUAAGAAAGUAUGUAUACCACUAAAUGAUGAUGGAAUUCCCAUGAAUACCUUAAGAGAAAUAGGUUUAUUGAAACAGUUGAAUAUGUAUAAUCAUCCAAACAUUGUAAAGCUCCUCGAUAUUUGUCAUGGUCAGCAAAUGGGUAGGGAGCUAAUGAUGUUUUUGGUGUUUGAACAUCUGGAGCAAGAUCUGGCCUCCUAUAUAGAAAAACAUUCAAGAGGAUUCAACUCUACAUUAAUUAAAAGGAUGGCAAAGGAAAUUCUUAAUGGUGUAGAUUUUUUGCAUAGUAAUCGAAUAGUCCAUAGAGAUUUGAAGCCUCAAAAUUUACUUGUUACCAGUGAUGGUCACAUAAAACUAGCUGAUUUUGGAUUAGCAAAGACUUAUGGAUUUGAAAUGAAGCUGACAUCGGUGGUAGUAACCUUGUGGUAUAGGGCACCAGAAGUCCUUUUAGGUCUUUCAUAUGCUACUCCAGUUGAUAUAUGGUCAGUUGGAUGUAUUAUUAUGGAACUUUAUAGUCUUAAACCACUUUUCUGUGGUAAAUCUGAAAAUGAACAACUUGGCGAAAUAUUUAAAAUAUUAGGGAAACCUUCACAAGAUGAGUGGCCAGAAGACAGCACUGCUAUAAAAUGGAAUUCCUUUGACAUCAAUAGCAAAAUUAGUAUUAAAAUGAUAGCCCCGAACAUAUGUGAAAAUGCUUAUAAUUUGAUUAUGAGUAUGUUGGUUUUCCAACCAACAAAGAGAAUAACUGCGUUGCAAGCACUAAAUCAUCAAUAUUUUUUGGAGGAGUCUCUGGACACAUAAUUUUGAGUUUCCCAUUCGAACUAAAAUUUGUGAAACCAGAACUGUAUGCAGCACUUUUAGCAAUAGUUAUAAUUGAAGUAGUAAGUUUAAUGAAAAUAUAGUUGUUUUCAUACUAGGAAAAAGUUUGUAUGUGAAUAUAAAACUUCCAGAGAAGGUUUAGUGAAUACUGCUAUAAGAUCAUAUUUUAAUUUGUUAAUUAACAAAGUACAGCACUAUAUUGACCCAACCAUGCCACUGAGCAAUAAGGAAGCAAAGAUUAAGUUAAGCCAACCACCAGGUUUUGACUUAUUAAUUUAUCUCUAAUGAUAAUUAAUGAUUGUUCCAUAGGAAAUCAAAAUUGAAUGGUAUUGGAUUUGUGAUUUUAAUUAAAAAAAUUAAAUCAUACAUCAAAUUAUUCGAUUUGAUUUUAAAAGCAAACUGUGAUAAAACUUUAUAAUGAAAUAUAAUCAUAUGUAGCCAAAAAGAGAAACUUAGUUACACAUGUACGAUUAUAACGAGAAAGCAUUAGGGGCUCUGUCACAGAUCAGCUGGAAUUAUUAUUAUUAUUACUAAUACUAUACUAUUCGGUUACUGGUGCCCAUGUUAUUUUAUAUUGUGUAUUAUUUUAUUACGUUGCGCUUCAGUAUCCAUUUCUUUUUAACGCUACUGCACGCGAAAUAUGCCGUUAAUAGCCAAAAAUUACUCCAAGAUUAAGGUUUGGUUACCAAUAUAUGUGUGUAUGUAAAAAUUUUUACUUGCUUUUUUAUUAUCUAUGAAACGCUAUAUUUUUAAGUAAAUUUAUAUUUUUGGAAUAUUUUGUUCUCUUUCAACACUAAUUUUAAGUUUGGGUGUGCUGAUAAUCUUUACCUGAAUAUAUUUUUUAUACUAGGUCUGUACUGAAGGUUUUGUACUUUUUUAUUGUGCAAAAAGGGACUCUAAUUAUGCAGACUCCCUUUCAAUGUAGGUUUUGUAUAUAAUUCCAGUCUUAUUUUUUGUGAAUAAAGAAAUUGUUAAUUAUAUUUAAUAAUUAUUAUUUAAUUUUUUUGCAAUAGUGUGUUGUCCUAUAAUUAAAACUAUAUAUCUACCUAUAGAAAUAUGCA